AUGGCUUCCAGUGACGGCAAGAUUCCGCUGAGCGCAUUGGUCGGUGUUGGCCUUGGACAGCCUUCCAAGUGGCUCAUCUUUGACGCCCCGACUCUGUCGGCGACGGCCCGCACGAUACUGGUCGUCGCCGGCGCCGCACUUCUGGCGGUUGGCGCCAGCUCGGAUUUGUUUGUGAAAGCGGCGCUGGUGACGCGGCAGGUCAAUUGGCGGCAGGUCGGCAACCGCAUCGUGCACCUGUCCGAGAGCAGCCGGUGGUUCUUUACGGUGGUGAACAUCACGCGAGACGUGUACAAACGAUGGUAG
Sporothrix brasiliensis 5110 is the source of this 303-nucleotide messenger RNA. RefSeq lists its product as uncharacterized. The transcript has 2 exons. Bases 1 to 303 code for a protein of 100 amino acids. The record is from RefSeq and is a predicted model, not a curated record. Lineage: Eukaryota; Fungi; Ascomycota; Sordariomycetes; Ophiostomatales; Ophiostomataceae.